Molecule: messenger RNA, 2684 nt
Organism: Microtus oregoni (creeping vole)
Lineage: Eukaryota; Metazoa; Chordata; Mammalia; Rodentia; Cricetidae
Product: 3-hydroxyisobutyryl-CoA hydrolase, mitochondrial-like
Exons: 14
Coding region: 114-1271 (385 amino acids)
Biological process (GO): L-valine catabolic process
Cellular component (GO): mitochondrion
Molecular function (GO): 3-hydroxyisobutyryl-CoA hydrolase activity
Source: RefSeq, a predicted model, not a curated record
AGGACUCGUCGUCGGUGCCCGCGGCUCUCGUGGGUUCAGGUCGGCUGUGGGCGGGUCCGCCGUGCAGUCCGCUGUCGCCGCCGCCGUCUGCUUCGGCUCUGCGUUUUUAGGCCAUGGGGCAGCAGGAUGUGUGGCGGCUCCUGUCGAGGUUCAGCUCCCUCAGAAGAGCCAGGGUUGUUCUGCAGCAUCUGAGGAUGUCCGUCCACACAGAAGCCCCGGAAGUGCUGCUGGAGAGGAGGGGCUGUGCAGGAGUCAUAACACUGAACAGACCCAAGGUCCUCAACGCCCUGUCUAUGAACAUGAUCCGGCAGAUCUACCCACAGCUGAAGAAGUGGGAACAAGACCCUGAGACGUUCCUGAUCAUCAUAAAGGGAGCUGGAGGGAAGGCCUUCUGUGCUGGAGGAGACAUCCGAGUGCUCUCAGAAGCUAAAAGAGCAAAGCAGAAUUUGACUCGGGUUUAUUUCAGAGAAGAAUACACCCUGAACAAUGCCAUUGCUACUUGUCAGAAACCAUAUGUCGCCCUCAUUGAUGGGUUCACAAUGGGUGGGGGAGUUGGUGUUUCCAUUCAUGGGCGAUUCCGAGUGGCUACUGAAAGAACCCUCUUUGCAAUGCCAGAAACGGGAAUAGGGCUCUUUCCUGAUGUGGGUGGCGGUUAUUUCUUGCCACGACUUCCAGGCAAACUGGGCUACUUCCUUGCCCUGACCGGGUUCAGACUGAAAGGAAGAGUCGUGCACAGAGCAGGAAUCGCCACCCAUUUUGUAGAUUCAGAGAAGCUGCCCAAGUUAGAGGAAGAGUUGCUGGCCUUGAAGUCACCCUCGGCAGAAGAUAUUGCGGGUGUCUUAGAAAGCUACCAGGCACAGUCCAAGAUGGAUCAAGACAAAUCUGCCAUAUUUGAGGAACACAUGGACAAAAUAAACAGUUGUUUUUCAGCCAAUUCUGUGGAACAGAUUAUUGAGAACUUACGGCAGGAUGGUUCACCUUUUGCCAUACAACAGUUGAAGGUGAUUAACAAAAUGUCUCCGACAUCCUUAAAGAUCACACUGAGGCAGCUCAUGGAGGGCUCUUCCAAGACCUUGCCAGAGGUACUGACCAUGGAGUAUCGGCUAAGUCAAGCCUGUAUGGAAGGUCAUGACUUUGAUGAAGGCGUUCGAGCCGUUCUCAUUGACAAAGACCAGAGUCCCAAAUGGAACCCGGCCAGUCUAAAGGAAGUUACCGAUGAAGACGUGAAUGGCUAUUUUAAAUCUCUGGGUAGCAGUGAUCUGAAAUUCUGAGGUGGCCAGACCUCCUAAAGUUUAUUUUUGGAGCAAGGGUCAGUAAACAUAUCACAGAGGCUAGCUCGGUCUCUCAGCUUGCCCGUUUCCAGCCUGCAAACUGGAAAUGGCUUCCUCACUUUUAAAUUGUUGGAAAAGAAAUGAAAAGACUAAUGUUCUAUGAUACGAUGGUCACCUGAAGUCGAAGCACCGGUGUUUAUAGUGAUUCAUGAUACAACAGUUAGCUGAUGUCAAAGGCCAAUGUUUCUAGAACUUUACUGCAGCAAAACCAUCCUUGUAUCUAGGCUACUGGAAGUGGCCAUGUGUGGUGGUUUGAAAGAAAACGGCCCCCAUAGGGAGUGGCACUGUUAGGAGGUGUGGCCUUGUUGGAGGAAGCGUGUCACUGUGGGGGUGGGCUCUGAGGUCUCCUGUGCUCAUUCGCAACCGCUGCCUGUGGAUGAAGAUGUAGAACUCUCAGCUCCUUCUCCAGCACCAUAGCUGCCUUGUCCCCCGUGAUGAUGAUGGACUAAACCUGUGAACUGUAAGCCAGCCCCAAUUAAAUGUUUUCCCUUUAAGAGUUGCCAUGCUCAUGGUGUCUCUUCACAACAAUAGAAACCCUAAGACGCCAUGACAUAUACUGUGUGGCCCGCAAUGUCUCAAGUGUCUCCUGCGAUCUUCAUCAGAAGUGACUUGCUGGGCCCUGGUUUAAAAGAUGGGAAACUCUCAAGUACUCCAGAGAGUCUUCAGUUACAUUCUCUCAUUAAAAUGGUAACAUUGGCUUCCAGUGGUAGUUUAUGUGUUAAUCAAAUUGUGUAUAGAUUAUCAAAAGUAAAGACCCUGAAAUUUGGAGGGGGUAUGUUAAUUAAUGCCUUACAAAUGUUCAUGUAAGAAAACGUGAAUGAAUUUGGAACAACACUUAACAGAAGAGUUACUCUGUAAACAGGAAGAGGAAGAGUCUCACUGGAAAAGAAGCUUCGUCUCCAGACUGCUGUCUCGGCCUCAGCUUUUCCGGGUCAUCGGAACAUACCUUCCCGGCAGAAAUGCAAGUUAUGCCUAUUAUUUGCAGUAUUUGCUACCCUGAAAAAAAUGGAACUCCAGUCUCUAAGACAGACACACCCUUACUUUUUAUAAGUUAUAUCAAACUUUUGUAGGAAAAGUCAAAAGCAAUUUAAAAUAGAAAUGUCUUUAGUAACUGGAGGUUGACAGUUUUCAAAUAUUUCAUGUGUAUGCAUAUUUUGCCUGCAGAGCCAUAAGAGGGCCUUAGGUCCCUGGAUGAUUAUGGGUAACCAUGUGGGCACUGGAAUUAAACCUGGGCCUUCUGGAAGAGCAGUCAGUGCUCUGUGAUGGAGGAAGGUCAUUGGCUAAUAAAGGCACUGCCCUGGCCCAUUUUAUUGGUUAGAGGAUAGGUGGGAGGAGUAAACAGAACAAAAUGCU